AUGUCUGAGAAGUAUUCGAAGGAGCGUAACGUUUCAAAACCGUUGCGUGACAAGAUUACAAAUAUUAAUCAUUCACCAAAUAAGCCAUCAGUAAAUAUGAGAAAGCGGGAAAAAAGUAGAGAGGAGUUUCGAGGUUCUCGUAAGUUAUCCAAGACAAGUCAUAACGAACUGAGAGAAGGCGCUACAAAAUUUCUCGAUGGUGUCAGUGAUUCUGAAAGCGAUCAUAAUAGGAAAAGGAAAAUUGUUGGUGAUGACGCGUUCACUACACCAAGUAAAAGAGUUAAAAAGGUGUGUGAUCCGGGAAAUAAAUCAUUAAAAUUUGAUGACUUCGACCAGCCUCCAGAUUCCACGUCAACACCUGUGCUUUCGAAUAAUGUCACGUUAGAUAGUGAGUUACGAAGGGGUAUCUGUAAUUCCCACAAUGAUAUGUUGCAUCAACAGCAAAGUUAUAUGAUAACUAACCAAAACUCCCAUAUAUGCAGUCAAAUUUAUACAUCAGUUUUGGUCCCUUGUAUUCCAUUUCCAUAUCCCUAUCAAAGUCACCAAAAUGUUGAUGCUGAGUCUCUUUCAAAGUUUUCAACUGGUUCUGAUCCAUUUAAUUUUGCAAAUGAUUCUCCACUAUUGAAUAAAGGCCCAAGAAAACAACCAAAAAUUAUGCCAAUGUUUCAAUUAAAUCAACCAAACUCUCCACCUCAAUUACCCGUAUAUUAUCCAUUUUAUGGUUCACAGCCGAUGCAACGGUAUGCGACCAUCCCUCUAGCAUUGACAAACAAUGCUGGGCAUGCUGAAGAAAUUGCACAACAUGAAAAUACAGAUACCCUUUCCUAUAAAUCCAGUGGAGGUAACGCCACCUAUCAAUAUAGUAAAAAUUCGAAAGAUUGA
Messenger RNA from Kazachstania africana CBS 2517, 882 nucleotides. RefSeq names its product Spo13p (gene SPO13). Bases 1 to 882 code for a protein of 293 amino acids. The record is from RefSeq and is a predicted model, not a curated record. The transcript has a single exon. NCBI's taxonomy places the organism in Eukaryota, Fungi, Ascomycota, Saccharomycetes, Saccharomycetales, Saccharomycetaceae.